AUGGCUGCUCCUCUGUACGAUCGCAGCAACGCUCCGGACUUUCUUGAUGUAGACCAACCCUGGUACUAUCCCAAUCGCCGAGGAUACCUCUUUGAGCUGCUCCUCAAAGGAGGAUAUCUACCACUAGAGCACCCACACGCAGACUUCUACCACGCAAUGAACGACGCGUUCACAGCCAACGUUCCAGCGUAUGGGGAACAAACUUUCCAGCUACGAUAUGCAGCUAACUUCGCUGUCUUUUGUCUGUUUGGUAGGUACUUAUCACAUCUUAAUCUCCUUGACCUCAUGAUUAACGUGAUUCUUCUCGAAGUGCCACCAGAACUUAGGAACGCGGAGGCCUUUGGUUGGGAAAGACCUGAGCCUAUGCCUGAAUGGAGACUGCGACAGAGAAGGAACGCGUUAGCGCGUGCCCGGGCAGCUGCUCAGAUGUCGAUUCGAGAGGAAGCUGCUGCUGCGGCGGCGGCGCAGAGUGAUCGACAUCGCUCGGUGUCGAUAACGGAUAGUGCUACUUAG
Messenger RNA from Hymenoscyphus albidus, 513 nucleotides. NCBI's taxonomy places the organism in Eukaryota, Fungi, Ascomycota, Leotiomycetes, Helotiales, Helotiaceae. The record is from the annotation of a GenBank genome assembly.